This is a messenger RNA of Hippocampus zosterae (dwarf seahorse), 4828 nucleotides long. It is a transcript of the gene cfap61, whose product is annotated as cilia and flagella associated protein 61. The transcript is spliced from 22 exons. Bases 217 to 4653 code for a protein of 1478 amino acids. NCBI's taxonomy places the organism in Eukaryota, Metazoa, Chordata, Actinopteri, Syngnathiformes, Syngnathidae. The record is from RefSeq and is a predicted model, not a curated record.
CAUUAGAAUAUGUUCUUCUUUUAUGUUGUUUUCUCACUCAUUUAUCUUUAAAUUUAACUCCUCAGACGAGACAAUGAGUUGAGUCAGUUCCUUUAAAAAAAAGUAGGGGAAGCGUAGCCUCUUGGUUACAUUUUUGGUCUUGUGUGGCGUUAUUGUCUCGGAUGCUCGAAAAUGGCGGUGUUUUAUUUGUGAAUGUAGUAGCCGUUUGAAGACAAGAUGAAUAAUACAAUCACAUCAAGCAGCGGUCAGGUGGCAAAAGUGACAGUGAGAAGGAGUGAAUGUUCAGAUGCUGAAGCCAUUGAAAACCUCCUCAGCCCUGAAGCCUUGGAGCUUUUUGGUCCCAUCAAUGUCCUUCAACUCCUGGAGAAGGCCAACCUGGCGGUGACCUUGGCCAGCGAGGAAGGUGACGUGAUGGCCCACGCCUCAUUCUUUGACCAUCCCGUCGCUUCACUGGUUGAUCCACCUCACUGGGAAUCUUUCUUCUGCAAGCACUUCAAAGCCGAUGCCUUGACGCCGUGGAACACGCUCUUCAUUCAUCUGUUUGUGUCCCAGACCGCCUUCUCCGCUGCAAGCUUUCAGCAUAUCAUGAGUGCCGUGUUCAACACCACCGCCGAGCUGGACUUUGUGUGCCUGUUGAGCUCAACGUCGGUCCGCUUAGAUGCGGCAUUGGAUGAGUUGUUGGAGCCUCUGCAACGUCUGACUGAAGAAGAAAAAGAAGAAGAAGAAGAAGAAGAAGAGGACGAAAAAGACAAAGCAGCAGCUGAGUUGAUGGCAUUCGUGUGUCACCGACGACGACUUUGUCCGAGACUUCAUGUCCGGCCUGCAAGGGUUGAAGACCACGAUGACGUCAUGCACAUCGUGGCUCAGCAGACGAAGAUCUUGUCGGUCCUGAAGCGGCCCUACUUCCUGUCGGAGCUCAUCGAGGCCCAGGAUGAGAACAACCACGCCGCCGUGUGCGAGUGCGACGGCACCAUCACCGGUUUCAUCAGCGUCACCGCAAAGGUGGACGUGAGGCGACUGCAGGAACAUUUCGACCUGAAGCAUUUUGGCGGCUUGUGCAAAGCCGAGCAUGACGCCGGCGACGCGGACGACUCUGCAAGCCAUGCUGAGCCUCAUCAUCCUCAUGAAGCGGAGGAACCGCCGCAAGAACCGCAACCAGAACCUCGAGAAGAACCCGAAUCAGAAGGACAACAAGAAUGCCAGGAGGAGGACGAGGAGGUUCUGUCUGCAACAUCUGACGAAACCUCAGGGGAACCCAACGCCUUCUGUAUCCAGUUCUUCUUCUCUGAGAGGAACUACGAGAUAAGAUCACUGGACUUGAUUCCAUACAUAUUCCAACUCUUCCCAGAUCUGGACUUCUGCAUCAUCACGGUCCCUACGAUAUCUCUGGACUUCCCGCUCCUGCAGAAUUUCCUGAGAGUUCCUCCGCGACCCGGCAGCCUGUUGCCCUCCGACCUUUACAUUCUGCACCGCGACGGGCUGAGGAGCGUCGACGUGCGACCGGCGCUGGAGUCCGACCGGGACGGCCUUGCCGACCUGGUGCGGCGCGUGAGGAGGGGGAGAGUUGCCCUGCUGCGGGAUCUGGAUCUCCUCUUGGACAACCAAGCCCCUGCGCUUGGUACACGCGCACACGUUGACGGCAGCCUGACCCCGACGCAGGCCGAGUGUCCUCUGCAGGCCUUUGUGGCAGACGUGGACGGCAUCCUGGUGGGGUUGCUGAUCAUCAGAGAUGAGACGAACAUGGAGUACAUCCGGGCCCGCUACAAUAUCGAGAACUUCAUCUACUUCAGCCAUCACGGCGUCCAGGAGCACGCUCAGCUGCGCCACUUUGUGCUCCGUCGCUGCUUCCAACACUUCAGCCGACAUUUGUUCAAGGAGACCCUGCGGUUGGCCCGCAAGUCCAGCCUGUACCACCGCGUGUACCCGCUGGGCUCGGGCCGGGAGGACGGCUGCGUGGAUCAUCUGGACUUUGUCCUGGACUGCGCCGUGCCCGUGCGUCCCCGCCGUCAGAUCAUCUACCCUCUCGAGGAGCUCGGAUUCAACGCGCCUGCCAGGAGCAUCACUGAAGAACAGGCUCCGUUUGCUCUCAACCUCAUCAGCCGCAAGCUGACCAUGGAACCAAAGGUCACAGUCAACGCCAGGAUCGUCCUGGUGGGGGCGUCGGACACAGGCCUGUCCUUCCUCGAGGUGCUUUGUUUCUGCCCUCACCUGAGAUUCAACAACCUCACCCUCAUCUCCACGCACGGUUUCCCCGCCGACUAUGGCCCGGCCGGCAUCAAGUUCCUCUCCACCAGCCACGCCUACAACAGUAGAGAAAUGGCGCAGCUGCCGCUGCGUUCCUGCGUGGCCGAGGUUGCCGCGAAGAUGGUCGCCAUCAACAGGAAGUCUAAACACGUGGUGGUGUCCGGCGGUGCCAAGAUUCCCUACGAUUACCUCGUCCUCUGUACCGGCCUGCAGUACCAGGUGCCUUGUCCAACGCGAGUGGAUCAGGACCAGGCCGAGACAAAUGAGCAGCGGAAGGAAGCGUCCUUCCCCCCCAGAUACACCGGCACCGUGCCCUCCAAUUUCUUCACCCUCAACGACCCGCACGACUGCAACACAGCUCGAGACUGGCUGCUCGAAAACUUUGUGAGGAAGUCAGAUAACGCCGUCGUCUACGGGAAGGGCCUUGACGUCUUCACCACCGUGGAGAUGUUACUCCGCAUGGGAGUGCGGGGGUCCUGCAUCCAUCUGGUGCUGACACCCCCUGCAGGUCACGUCGCAAAUGACAACCCUCCUCCGAGCGAUGCCACCGACGACACCAAAGACUCACCUCGUGAGACAACCGUCACCAGUGAUUCGCCGCCUGAAAGUGAUGUCACCAAUGACCCGCCCCCUGAGAGCGACGUCACCAACUAUUCGCCUCGCCAGAGUGACGUCACUUCCGAUUCGCCCCGCCAGAGUGACGAGACCGACGACUCGCCUCGUACGACGACCGUCGCCAAUGAUUCGCCUUGUGAAAGUGAUGUCACCAAUGACCCGCCUCUUGAGAGUGAUGUCACUCACGAUUCGCCCCGGGAGAGCGACGUCGCCAACGAUUCACCUCGUGAAAGCGAUAUCACCGAUGAGUCGCCUGGCGAGAGUGACAACGAUUCACCUGGUGAAAAUGACAUCACCAACGACCCGCCUCCCGAAACCGACGCAACCACUGACCCGCUUGCCGAGAUUGACGUCGCCGACGAUUUACCUUUUGAAAGUGAUGUCACCAGCGAUUCACCUCUCGAGACCGACGGGACCAACGACCCUCCUCCUGAGAUUGACGUCACUAGUGAUUCGCCUCCUGAAAUCGACGACAGCAAUGAUUCCCCUCGUGCGAUUGAUGACACUAGUGAGUCGCUUUCCGAAAGCGAUGUCACCAACGAGUCGCCGCCCGGGAGUGACGUCACCCAAAGUUCGCCUCCUGCGAGUGACGUCGCAGACGAGUCGGCUCAUCGGAUUGGUGUCGCUGGCAGUCCGGCUCUGGAAAACGGCACUUCCGGGGACCCGCCCCCCGAUAGCGGCGUCGCCGAUGACCCACCCCCCGAACCCCGCGUGGCCACCGACUCACCUCCCAAAAUGAUCUCCAACGAGCCGCCCCCCGAGCCGAGGGGCGUCUACUUUUCCGACGCGGGCGUGGAGAGCGCAGUGAUGGCGGCUCUGGAGGCGGCUCAGGUCCACAUCCACCGCGAUUGCCUUCUGAUGCAGAUGAACAACGGCGAGCAUCCCGAUCCUCUCACGUCCGUUUCCUUCAGCACCGGCUCGGAAGCCCUCCAACUGUCCUGCGGCGUGUUCAUCAACCUGUCCAGCCGAGGCGUGGACUACGACGCCUUUGGCAGCAUCAACAGCUCCUUCCUGGUGUUCGACGGCCGGCUGGUCAUCGACGGCGCCUUCCGAACCAACGACGCCGCCAUCUGGGGGGCCGGCCCGCUCACCAAGUUCUCUCGCUCGUACUACAGCGACGAGUGGUCGCACGCCAACUUCAACUCCAAGGAGGUGGGUCAGGAGCUGGCGACCAUGUUGCUGAGGCACUUUGACCCGACGCUGGAGGCCCACCGCGAGAUCCCCGGCGCCGCCGACCGCCUGGUUCCCGUUUACAAGCGGCCCAAGAUCCAAGGUGGCACGUUGCCGGGACGACUAAACUAUCUUUGCGUGACUAAACCGGUCGCCAGCGGCCCGCGAGGACCUUCCGUGGCAUGCGGCCGGCGCAUCGCCACGGGCCGCCCGGAGAGCGGCGACUACUUCUGCCUGCAUCUGGACCGCAACCAGGUGGUGGAGACCAUCACCUGUUUGUCCCUCCAGCCGCUCCCCGUCCACAACCUGAUGUGUUUGUACGGCAAACACCAGCAACUCCUUGGACAGCUGCUGGUCAGAUUGCAGCUGCGGCAGAUCCACGACCUCUACAGCUUCUUCAGGCAGAGUUGGUGUUUGGCCAUCUUUCAUGACCGAUUCUCCGACUUUGAGGAGGAGCUCCUCCAGGGCGACGCCAAGGUUGACUGCGAGGAGCCUCAGGGCGCCGCCCCUCGGGACUUGAUGAAGAACCCCAGCAGCAGGGCGCCGCUGAGGAUCAACGCCGCCAAAUAUUUGUCCUUUAACCGCAACCUGCUGCCCAUGUUCACUUGCCCCGAGGACUUGUGACAUCAUCGCCGGUGACUCCUUCGUCAUUGUCAUCAUCAUCAUCAUCCCAUUUGGCCGCAGGUGGCGACAGUAGGCACAUCCUGCGGUCGAGUCCAACCGCAGAUGCUCUCCAAAGUGGCAAAGCUCAAUCAAGCUCAGGGGCCACGUUUGCUCCAAGUACGGCCUGAAAAUAGGC